AUGAGUCUCCUCGGGAGCUACCGAAAAAAGACCAACAAUGAUGGCUAUGAAUCUUUGCAGCUGGUGGACAGCAACGGUGACUUCUGCAGCAGCCGGGAGCGAACCGGCGGCGUCGGCGGCAACCUCGGCAAACAAGGGGUGAUCCCCGCGGUGGUAGCAGCAGCCAGGAGCCCAGCGCGACAGCAUCAGCAUCAGCCGCUCGACUGCAGCACCAUGGACAGCUCAGGUGCCUCUUCUCCUGACAUGGAGUCUAGCUAUGGGGGAGGAUUAUUGGACAUGAUGAAAGGUGGUGCAGGGAGACUCUUCAGCAACUUAAAGGAUAACUUGAAAGAUACUCUAAAAGAUACUUCUACUAAAGUGAUGCAAUCUGUUGCAAGCUAUGCCAAGGGAGAACUUGAUAUUUCUUAUAUUACCUCAAGAAUUAUUGUGAUGUCAUUUCCGGGUGAAGGAGUCGAACUGGGAUUUAGGAAUCAUAUUGACGAUGUGCGGACAUUUCUUGAUUCAAGGCAUCCUGAUCAUUACACAGUUUUCAAUUUGUCACCAAAGUCUUAUCGUACUGCACGGUUUCAUAAUAGGGUAUCUGAAUGUAGUUGGCCAAUUAGACAAGCACCAAGUCUCCAUAAUCUCUAUGCUGUUUGUAAGAAUAUGCAUAACUGGUUGCAGCAGAAUCCCAAAAAUGUUUGUGUCAUUCACUGUAUGGAUGGUCGUGUGGCGUCAGCAGUCUUGGUCAGUGCAAUGUUCUGUUUCUGUCAUCUCUUUUCUAAUCCAGCGUCUGCUGUUCAAUUGCUAAAUUCAAAGAGACCUGGAGUAGUACUCUGGCCAUCCCACAGAAGGUAUUUAGGGUAUAUUUGUGAUCUAAUAGCAGACAAACCUGUCCAGCCUCACUGCAAGCCUAUAACCAUCAAAUCAGUCCUCCUUAGUCCAGUGCCCUGUUUCAACAAGCAGAGAAAUGGCUGCCGACCUUUCUGUGACAUCCUUAUUGGAGAAACUAGAAUAUUUACAACAUCACUGGAAUAUGAAAGAAUGAAGGAAUUCCGUGUUCAAGAAGGAAAAGUUGUUAUUCCACUAGGAGUCACUGUCCAUGGUGAUGUAGUUGUUUCUGUCUACCAUAUGAGAUCCACCAUUGGGGGACGGCUGCAAGCUAAAAUGACAAACACACAAAUGUUCCAGAUUCAGUUUCACACUGGAUUUGUACCUCUGGAAUCAACAACAUUAAAAUUUACUAAGCCUGAGCUGGACGCAUGUGAUUCACCAGAAAAAUAUCCCCAUCUCUUCCAUAUCAUUGUGGAGGUGGAAGUAGAUUCGACUGAUAGGCAGACUGACUUAACUCCUCCAUGGGAGAAUUUCACCACAAAAGACAUCAACCCAAGCAUUCUUUUCUCAUCGCCUCAGGAACAUCAAGACACUCUUGCUCUGGCAGGUAGAAGUUCUGUAGAUGCAGUGCAAGAUAACCUAAAGAAUGUUGGCCAGGGUGCAUUCUUGUCAUCUCUCAGCUGGCAAGAUCAAAAGGCAGAAAGAACCAGUUCUCAUCCCAGCUCUGAGGACAGGGCAGCACUGGUCCAUGAAGAAAGCGAGCAAUCUGAUGACGAACUCUUAUCCCUCUCCAGUCAGCACAGUGGCACUAGCACUGACAAAAUUCACAGCACUUCAAAGCACAGCAAAAAGCAGCCAGAGAAGCCAGGCCCACCUCCACAAGAGGAUGUAGAUCUUUUAGGUUUGGACGGCACUCCUAUGAACUAUCCGGCAGCCCCCACUGCACCACCAUCUAACUCAGACUUGCUGAGUGACCUUUUUGGGGUUGGAAAUUCUGGAGGAUUAAAUCAAGGCGGUCAGGGAGCUGUUGAAGAUGUCUUUCAGAUGGGUGGAACUGGUUCAGCACAGUCAACUCCACGGCGGCCUGCAUCUUCAGCCUCCCCAUCGUUGUCCCCAAGAAUAGGAGAAGCAUCUGCCUUUGACCCAUUUGGGGGUAGUCCUAAGCAACCUGUCCCAGAUCUUUUAGGCUCUUUCCUUUCAUCAAAUGCCAAAAGUGAUCCUUUUCUUCAAGCAACAAGAAGUCCUUCACCUACAGUGCAAGGGGAUCCUUUUAACAUGGGUCCUUCCAGUACACCAACUGUUUCCAUUCAGCCAGAUAUUUCAGGAGACUGGGAAUGGCCUAGUAAAUCAGGUAUGGUGAGCAAAUCAACUGCUUCCAGCCCUACAGGAUCAUUGCACAACACCCCCACACAUCAAGCCAAACCACAAACUCUGGAUCCUUUUGCUGACUUGGGAGCUCUUGGUGCAAAUCUAGCAGGUUGACCGAUGAUUGCAUGGCCCAAACACAUGUGUAUUCCAAAGUGCAUGUUCAUAUAACAGUCUGCUAUUAUUAAUGUCUGUUGCCUGCUUCUCCAGAAUGAAUAACCAACAUCAAUCCAUGAAUGGCAGAUAACAAAAUGUUGCUGCUUUCCUAGCUCUCAGUAUUUCACACGGAGCCCUAGACAAAUGCUAA
Messenger RNA from Pseudonaja textilis, 2485 nucleotides. Lineage: Eukaryota; Metazoa; Chordata; Lepidosauria; Squamata; Elapidae. The record is from RefSeq and is a predicted model, not a curated record.